This is a messenger RNA of Pygoscelis adeliae (Adelie penguin), 3378 nucleotides long. It is a transcript of the gene CAPN6, whose product is annotated as calpain 6. NCBI's taxonomy places the organism in Eukaryota, Metazoa, Chordata, Aves, Sphenisciformes, Spheniscidae. Bases 218 to 2152 code for a protein of 644 amino acids. The record is from RefSeq and is a predicted model, not a curated record. Gene Ontology annotation, molecular function: calcium-dependent cysteine-type endopeptidase activity. The transcript has 14 exons. Gene Ontology annotation, biological process: proteolysis. Gene Ontology annotation, cellular component: cytoplasm.
AAGAAGCCGAGGGGAUCUUUGUUUGCAGGAGUCAUUUUGGAGUUUGAUGUGCCUCAGAGCAGGGACAGACCUCAGCCAGAUAACUCAAGGAAGGGGAGAUACAUCUCUAACCCGUGGCGGGAAGGAAGAGGGGAGGAAUUGACACACAGGAGCGUUCCAAACAGAGUAAGUUCAGAUACUCUCUCCACUCCCUCUCUGGAAAUAGAGACAGAAAGAUAUGCCUUCAUCAGUGCAACUCUUCAGAGAUCAGAAGUACCACGAGCUGAAAGGGCAGUGUAUCCAGCAGAGACGGCUCUUCGAAGAUCCUGAGUUUCCAGCCUCGGAUGUGUCCCUUUUCUAUCAAUCAGCCCCACCAAGGAAAGUUGAAUGGAAGCGCCCAAAGGACCUCUGUGAAGACCCCCACUUGUUUGUGAAUGGAAUCAGCUCCCAUGACUUACACCAAGGCACCCUGGGGAACUGCUGGUUUGUGGCUGCAUGCUCCUGCUUGGCUCUGAGGAAGACCCUCUGGCAGCAGGUGAUUCCAGACUUUAACGAACAAGAAUGGGACCCUAAAAACCCAGAGAAAUACGCUGGGAUUUUCCGUUUCCGUUUCUGGUGCUUUGGAGAAUGGACAGAGGUGGUUAUUGAUGAUCUGCUGCCAACAAUGGACGGGAAGUUGAUCUACUGCCAUUCCAAUGCGAAAAAUGAAUUCUGGAGUGCAUUAUUGGAGAAAGCUUAUGCAAAGCUGGCUGGAUCUUACGAAGCCCUAGAUGGAGGCAGCGCUGCAGAUGCAAUUGUGGAUUUCACUGGAGCAGUGGCAGAAUCUAUUGAUUUGGUACAGGGCAAAUAUGGUGAGAUUAUUUCUGAGCAGAUGAAGCUGUUUGAAGACUUGUUGAAAGUGCAUAAAAGAGGCGGGUUGAUCAGCUGUUCCAUUACGGCUUCCUCUGGUAGUACCAAUGAAGAGGAGACAGAGAUGGGUCUUGUCAUCGGCCAUGCCUACUCAGUGACCGCAAUUCGGAAGCUGCGCCUUGGAGAAAGGCUUAUAUUCUCUUUUAAGGCAGAAAAGCUGUUCAUGAUCAGGCUGAGGAAUCCCUGGGGAAAAAGAGAGUGGAACGGUGCCUGGAGUGACAAUUCUGAGGAGUGGAAGAAAGUCAGCAAUUCAGAACGUAAGAGCUUAGGACUCACUCUUGAGAAUGAUGGAGAGUUCUGGAUGACGUUUGAGGACUGGUGUAAGAAUUUCACUGACGUGGACAUCUGCCGGAUUGUGAAUACCUCCUACUUCAGUAUCCACAAGACCUGGGAGAAGAAAAUGAUGCAUGGGGCUUGGGCAAAGAAUUCAGAGCCCCUGCUAAAUCGCUCUGGUGGAUGCUUUGAUAACAAAGAGACCUUCCUUCAGAAUCCCCAGUACGUCUUUGAUGUUAAGAAGACUGAGGACAAAGUGUUGGUCUCAUUACAACAGGAGGAUCGCCGCAAAUAUAAGAAAGAAGGGAAAGGAGACAGCAUCCCGAUUGGCUUUGAAAUAUUCAAGGUGGAGGAUAACAGAAGCUAUCGACUACACAAGCUGACUGUGCAGGAGAGAGUGGCCACAUCUCUGUACAUCAACACACGCACUGUGUUCUUGAAGAGGAUCCUUAAGCAAGGCCGCUACAUCCUUAUCCCAACUACAUACCAUCCUGGCAUCAUUACAAAGUUUAUCCUGAGACUCUUCACAGAUGUGCCAUCAAAACUCAGGGAACUGAAGGCAGAUAAGCCUAAAAUGACAUGUUGGAGUCUUCUUUGCGGCUAUCCACGCAGAGUCACCCAAAUCAAAAUUCACUCUGCAGAGGGUUUACAGAAGCAAGACAGAUCAGGCGGAGCAGAUCCCUAUGUGCUUAUCAAGUGUGAGAACCAAAACAGGCGCUCCCCUGUGCAACACGAUACGACCAGUGCCAUCUUCGACACACAAGUGGUUUUCUACAGAAAGAACAUCAACAGUCCUAUCAUUGUCCAGGUCUGGAACAGCAACAUCCUGUGUGACCAGUUCCUCGGACAGGCAGUGCUGGCAGCUUCACCCAGUGACCCCAGAGAACAGCAGACUCUGCAGCUCCGAGGGAGAGGCAGGCGAGAAGCAGCCGAGAUGCCAGGUCACAUCACCGUCAAGGUUUUUUCCAGCGAUGACCUCGUGGAGCUAUGAAUACCAAAGCCCCGCAGAGCCAGACAGAGCUGUCACCUCGCAGCAGGGGGGCUUGUCUGUGCUUUCUGUGCGAAUGACUCGGGAGCAAAGGUUGCACGUAAUCAUAAUCGCUUUAAAAGGAAAAAGCCCUCUAACUCUCCACAUUAUCAUGGAUAACAGGGAGAGAGGCUUUUAAAGAGGGAAAAAAUAUGUAUUUAUACAUAUAUAUGUUCAUGAUACAGCAAAUACAGUAGAAGAGGGGCCAAACUAAACGUUAGCAGAUAAGCUCAUUAGGAUGUGACCAUCUUCCCCAGCAGCAUCUUUCAGGAGGUCUCGGCACACAAGCUGGAAGCACAUGUGACUCUUCUCACAGGUUCUCAGCACAUCGUCAUCGGUUCCCAGCAGUGGGACUGGAUGCAGGCAGGAACGGCUGCAUCUCCAUGGUCACGUACCAGCAGGCUGGUGGGGUGGCAAGCACAAGGUGUAUUUGCGUGGCUCAGUCCUUGUUCACGGCCAGGCUGUAUUUGGGAGGGGGAUUUUUUUAAUCUUUGAUUGGAAUUUUUUUUGGCAUAUAAAAUUCUUGAUGAAUUUCAUUGUUACUGCUGUAGAUCAGAUGUUUCUGUUCCUUGGCGAAAAUGUCAUUACUCAAGGAGUUCAGUCAUAGGUCAUAGCCUUAAGACCAGGCGUGCUAGGGCAACACUGAAACGGAAGGGCAGGUCUUGCAGUGCCUAUUUGAACACCACAGCAAAUAAGAGCUUUGGCCGCACAAAGGCUCUCAGAUUGGCUUUCUUAUUCUUCUAUUCUCCACCUCAAGCUGAUGACUCAUGAGUUGAUUAUCUCUGGCCAAGAGAAGGGCACCUCACAACUCAGCUGUGGCUUUGCUCAGAGGACAAAUUCAGUAAUGGGAGCCUCCUUGCUCAGGAGGCUUUGUUUAAUCCACAUGAUGCUAAAAAUGGAAUAACACUCCUUUUGGUUCAUUAGAUGUGAUGGGUAGCGCCAGACUGAAAGUGGACAAAAUUAGCUCAUGGCAAGGAUGGGUUUGUAAAACAAAGAUGCUGUGCCCUGGCAGGUAUCAGGUUUCACUCUCGAAAUUUUGCAUCGGUUUAUUGCUGACAGAGCUGACGUCUUUGAUGACAUUUAACUUGGGUAUAAUGGAGGACAGGUAUUGUUUCAUAUUUCCUUCAAAGCAGGGUUCCAGUACAAACUUUCUUUUAACUUUUAGACUGCAUAUAGCCCAACGGCAGGGC